Molecule: messenger RNA, 2622 nt
Organism: Cyphellophora europaea CBS 101466
Lineage: Eukaryota; Fungi; Ascomycota; Eurotiomycetes; Chaetothyriales; Cyphellophoraceae
Exons: 3
Coding region: 1-2622 (873 amino acids)
Biological process (GO): carbohydrate metabolic process; peptidoglycan turnover
Molecular function (GO): acyltransferase activity, transferring groups other than amino-acyl groups; hydrolase activity, hydrolyzing O-glycosyl compounds
Source: RefSeq, a predicted model, not a curated record
AUGGGCUUCGACGGUGUUACUGUAUCUGAACAGGUGCGGACACUGAUCGAACACUACCAUGUCGGCUCGAUCCUGUUGACAGCCAAAAACCUCAAAUCUGCCGCCCAGACAACACAGCUCGUACUUGAUCUUCAGCAGAUAGCCCACGAUGCUGGACAUCCCGUGCCACUGCUUAUCGCCAUCGAUCAGGAGAACGGAGGUGUCAACAGCUUAUACGAUGAGGUCUACAUCCGCCAAUUUCCCAGUGCUAUGGGUAUGGCGGCGGCGGGGUCCAAGAAACUCGCAAAGGAUGUCGCGCGCGCUACAGCUCAGGAGCUGAGCUCAUGCGGCAUCAACUGGAUCCUAGGUCCUGUGCUGGACGUGCUGACCAACGCUAGGAAUCAGCCUCUGGGAGUGCGAUCUAUAGGCGACGAUCCCCAGGAAGUGUCAGCCUACGGCGUCGAAUGCAUGAAAGGAUAUCAGGAGGCUGGUCUGGCGACGUGUGGGAAGCACUUUCCAUCGUAUGGCAAUUUGGAGUUCUUCGGUCCCCCAACCGACGUUCCAACCAUCACCGAUUCCCUCGAAAGCCUCAGCCAGAGUGCCCUCGUCCCCUUUCGAAACGCAAUCGCAAGCGGCAUUGAUUCGAUGAUGGUUGGCGGCGUAGCAAUGUCAUCAUCAGGGGUCAACGUGAUGCACGCGUGUCUUUCGGAGCAAAUCGUGCGGGAGCUUCUGCGCAAUGAAAUGCAAUUUGAGGGCGUGGUAGUAAGCGAAUGCUUGGAGAUGGAGGCACUCAGCAGGAAUAUCGGUAUCAGUGGAGGCACAGUCAUGGCCUUCCAGGCUGGCUGCGACUUGAUCCUGACAUGUCGGUCGCUGUCGGUACAGGAAGAGGCUAUCAACGGACUGAAGGCCGGCCUCGACAAUGGCAUGAUCGAGCGCUUCCGCGUCCAGGAGUCGGUGCAACGUGUGCUUGCCAUGAAGAGCAUCUACACAUCAUGGGAAAGAGCAUUCGCCCCCCUUGGCAUAGACAACCUCAAUCGUCUGCAACCCCUCCACACCGGUCUAUCUACUGCCGCCUACAACAAAUCCAUCACGAUUGUUCGCGAUCAGAAACGAUACCUGCCACUGUCAAAACUUCUAAGGACUGAGGAAGAGCUGCUCCUCAUCACACCACUCGUGAAACCUCUACCAGCAUCUGCCAAUGCACUUCUCCAUCAUGAAUCCUCAGAGCUCCCUAUCACUGACCCCCACUUUUCCUGGGAUCCCAAUGCCUCAGUCAUGAGUGGCGAAAAGGUCUUUCGAGAACUUGGGCGAGCGCUAGCGAGGCAGAGGAAUGGCAAGGUUGCGCACACAUCAUACACAGCUAAUGGAAUCCGGCCAGUACACGAGACGCUAAUCAACCGCGCUGGUGCUGUUAUCGUCAUCACCGCAGAUGCUGGACGAAAUAAGUAUCAGCAUGCGUUUGCGAAGCAUGUUUCCAUGCUGUGCAAGCUCUCUACGGGCCUGAACGGUCAAAUGAAGGAGAAGCCCUGUAUUGUAAUCGCAGUGAGCUCCCCAUUCGACUUCGCGGCAGACACGUCCAUCGGAACCUACGUCUGCACUUAUGAUUUCACCGAGACCGCGCUCCAAGCUGCAGUCAGGGUCAUUUAUGGAGAGAUCGCAGGCACAGGGAUCUUGCCUGGCUCAUUUGGACACAAGCACCAAUCGAAACCCACACGCCAGCAAUGGCUCGUCGAAAACUUCAAAGAGGAUAGAGACGCUGCUGCACUGGACAACUUGCUGAAAGAAGCAGCAAAGGACGGCUCCGUUGCAGCUGGCCUUCUACAAGGAUCCAAUUCCAGUACGUUCCUUUUGCGCAGUGCGGCAGUCGACGAGUCGCAUUUCGUGGUGCGCAACAGCACUACAAAACAAUUGUUCGGAUUCUGCGCCACAUACUAUUCCAAAGCAGCCGCCGUGGGCUGUAUUGCCGCCAUCGUGGUCGACCCUAGUCGGCGGCGACUCUCAAUUGGUCACUCGCUCCACGACCGGGCUAUUCGGGCGCUGCUUCAGAACAAAGGAGUAAAGAAGUUCCAGCUUGGAAGUCGGCUACCUAAUGUCUUCCUCGGAAUCCCGAAAGCUGAUACAGCCGAGUACAGGGCUGCGAGGCAAUGGUUUGCCAAAUUAGGGUGGAAUGUUUCGCUUGCAAACACCGUUUAUACCUUGGUUAUUGAUAAUCUUGGGAGCUGGUCGCCACCUGAUGGUCUGGGCAAGUCACUGUCUUCUGCCGAUAUCAAGUAUGACCAGGUCUCCGGCGGCGAAUAUGCCAUACCUGUGAUGGAACACCUCAAAAGAUGCGCCAGAAGCGACCUCUUGGACGUUUACAAUAUGGCACUCGAGAACAAGGAGGCCAGCAGCAUCAUUCGGGCCAAAAGAGCGACCGACGGCGCCGUUAUGGGAACCGUUCUGAUGCUAAGGGCAGACUCGAAGUUUGCAAGCUUCGCUCCUGGUCUCCUAAAUAACAGCACCAAGGGCUGCAUAUCUGCUCCGGUAAUCUCUCCUGCGACCAACGACCGGUAUGCAAUGCUGCAAGGACUCGUAUUGCUUGGGGUACGGCAGCUAAAGAGACAAGGGGUCGCAACAAUUGUCUUGGACAGGGUGAGCCGUUGA